This is a messenger RNA of Paramecium pentaurelia, 724 nucleotides long. The record is from the annotation of a GenBank genome assembly. Lineage: Eukaryota; Ciliophora; Oligohymenophorea; Peniculida; Parameciidae.
AAUGAAAGCUUUAAUUUUUGGUGGUUCAGGAGCAUUAGGUCGUUCAAUGGUUAAAGUAUUUAAAGGAUGGAAAGUGACAAGUGUUGAUUUCAAUAAGAAUGAAGAAUGUGACAAUAUUAUUAUUAAGAAUGCAAGUGAUAUCAAUUUUCUGAAAUCUGAAUUAAAUACACUUGGUAUUUAUUAACAUAUAUAUACUUAUAGAGAAAUUUAAUUGCAUAGUUUGUGUGGCUGGUGGAUGGACAGGAGGAUCAAUAAAAGAUGAAAAUGUUCUUUAAGUUUAUGAAGAUAUGAAUCAAAAGAGUGUAGUACCAGCUCUUGUCUGCAGUCAUUUAGCUACUACAUAAUUAUCAAGAUAGGGUUUGCUAAUCUUUACAGGUGCUUAUUCGGUAUUUAAUGCACCAACACCAAGUAUGAUUGGAUAUGCUUUGGCAAAGACAGCUGUUCAUACUCUAGCAAUUUAGACUGCUGUAAGUACUCAUUUACCAGAAGACUCUGCUGUAAUAACACUAUUGCCGUAUAAUUUUAUCAUAAUUUUUAGAGAAACUAUUGAUACACCUGCUAAUAGAUAAGCAAUGCCAAAAGAAGAUUUUAGCAAAUGGGCUAAUCCUGAUUAGAUUGCUGGAUUAGUAAGAUCAUGGGCUGAAGGUUUAAAUAGACCUAAGAAUGGAGCAUUCGUUCAUUUAAAAAUAAAGAAUGGUUCAAUUGCACCUGAUUUUCUUUGAUC